CAGCUUGGUCCCUAUGGAGCUUCCGUAGCGGUGCUGGCGCGGCGGGGAGCGUCCGGGAUGAGCGCGGCCGAGGCCGACCGCUGGGCGUGGCUGCUGGUGCUCUGUUUCGUGUUUGGGUGCAAUGUCCUGCGGAUCCUCCUUCCGUCCUUGUCCUCCUUCAUGUCCAGGGUGCUGCAGAAGGAUGCAGAGCAGGAGUCGCAGAUGAGGGCAGAGAUCCAGGAUAUGAAGCAAGAGCUCUCCACGGUCAACAUGAUGGACGAGUUUGCCAGAUACGCCAGGCUGGAAAGGAAGAUCAACAAGAUGACGGACAAGCUCAAGACUCAUGUGAAAGCACGGACAGCUCAACUAGCCAAGAUAAAAUGGGUGAUGAGUGUUGCUUUCUACAUAUUGCAAGCAGCCUUGAUGAUCUCGCUCAUUUGGAAGUAUUAUUCUGUCCCCGUGGCUGUUGUGCCAAGUAAAUGGAUAACACCGCUAGACCGCCUGGUAGCCUUCCCUACCAGAGUAGCAGGUGGUGUUGGAAUUACCUGUUGGAUUUUAGUUUGUAACAAGGUUGUGGCGAUUGUACUUCACCCUUUCAGCUGAAGAGGAGAUGAACACUGCUGGGGGACUGUUUUGUUGUCCUGGGAAUUGAACUCAGGGUUCCUUACCACUGAGCCCCAACUCCAGCCUUUUUUAUUUUUAAUUUUGAGACAGGGUCUCGCUAAGUUGCCCAGGCUGACCUCAAACUCCUGCCUCUGCCUUCCUGAGUUGCUGGGAUUACAAGUGUGCCCCACCACACCUGGCCUAGCUGUAUGACUUACAAAAAUAGUUCUCUUAUUAGGUUAAAAGUCUGAUUGCCACUUAAAAAAACAAAAACAACAACAACAAAAAAAAAAACCCCAGAGUACACAGGGUAGUUUUUUUGUUGGAUAUGUUCUUGGGCUUUUUGUGAGAUUCUUGUGAGAAUCCCAGUGUUCUGCAGUUGGGGACGUGUGCAUCAACCACCUAACGCUGGCUUUAAAACACUGAUUUGGUCUCUUGGCACAUUAUUUUGUUGCCAACUGGAAAGUCAAAAUUUUCUAACAAUUUAAGUACUUUUUAAUUCAGUUUAGAAAGUAGCUUAAUCUUAUUAUCACUACUAGAACUUGAACAUUUGGUUUUUUUGCCUCAUGUAGUAUAACUGAAAGAAUAACACUAAUUGACAUUGCUUGUUCUUUUUCUAUGUCUAAAUGUUGUUUGUUGGAUAAACAUUUGCAUAGUGUAUAUUAUCUACUUAUUUGGAGCUGUUAGUUUUCAUUACAGUGCUUUAUAAAUGUACUGAUGAGACCAUAAUGAAUUGUUUUGUAUUUAAGCAUUUCAAAUUAAGUAUGUUUUGUAAGCAUUUAAUAUUUAUGCUUAGUAGAAUGGAACAAAGUUAAAACACAAAGUAGGGAGUCUGAUUAAAUUAAUCUGAACUGAUACUUUUUGACCUCUAAAGUAUAAUUCUGCUAAAUCUAUUUUUUGAGGCACAUUUUCUAAUUAAAAUAUUUGCAAGUGCUGGCGUUACUUACUUCCUUGUCACCACUUACUUGCUGUAAACGAUUUGUAACUGACAAGUGGUGAGAGGCUUGGCUGUUAACUUGGUGUGUAACCAUAGCACAGUACAGCUAAAUUCUCUCAACUGGUUUUCAGAAGAUCAUAUUCUUUUUUAGUGGGGUGGGUACUGGGGAUUGAACUCAGGGGCACUUGACCACUGAGCCACAUCCCAGCCCUAUUUUGUAUUUUAUUUAGAGACAGGGUCUCACUGAGUGGCUGACUGCCUCUCCGUUGCUGAGGCUGCUUUGAACUCACAAUCUUCCUGUCUCAGCCUCCCAAGCUGCUGGAAUUAUAGGUGUGCACCACUGCCCCCUGCCCAAAGAUCACAUUCUUAAUUCUUGUGUUUCUCGUGAUCUAAUAAGUAGAUCAUUAUUAUUUUAGUUGAUUAUACUGUGAAAAGACAAAGUGCUUUGGUCCUUUAGUUUAUUGUCAUAUUGAGGCCCACCAGGGUGGGUUUGAGGUUCCACUAACUUAAACUCACAAGACACUGCAGACUUUCCCAGUACCCACCUUACUUCAUGACGUGUGCAGACCUGGAAACUCAGCAGUGCUCAUAGCAGAUAGGAUCAGGAGGACCUGAUGGCAGCUCUGGAGUCUCACACCACACAGGAGAUGCUUCGGCUGUAAAGGAGGAGGAGCCCACAGGAGAGGAGCACAGAGUGGCCCAGGAGGCCGCCCAGAGUGCGGCAGCCUUCACGGAGUUUAGCACAGGGAGGCUCCUGCCUCCCUCCCCUUCCCAGCAAGCUACAGCCUCAAGUGAUGGUCAUACGGAAAUCAGUGGGCAGCCAGGUGCAGCACGCCAGGUCGUCCGCGGACCACCAAUCAGUGUGAAGUGCCCCAGCAAGACCCUCUGCCUUCCAGUUGAUGCUGCCGGAAUUGUGGCGAGUCUCACUGAGGAAAGACUGAGAGUUCAUGAAGGGUCUGGGGAGAUUAUGUAGGGAAAUAGAAACGUCCUUUAUGUUGCACAUCAUUUUUUUUUUUUUUUUUUCAAAAAGUGUUUUUGUUUUUAAGUAAAUAAUAAGUAUGGGGUUGAAUUAAAAAGAUAACAGAAAGGGAUACCAUCUUGUAAAGCAAUUUCUCAGAGUUCUCAUGUUAUCAGUUUCUUAUGAUUUCUCCAAGAUAUCCAUGUGUUUAUGAAUACUGAUGUAUGUGCUUGUAAAGUAAUUUUUUUAAGUUAUAAAAGUAAAACCUGAAAAGAAAAUAA
Marmota monax (woodchuck) is the source of this 2758-nucleotide messenger RNA. RefSeq names its product guided entry of tail-anchored proteins factor 1 (gene Get1). The transcript is spliced from 5 exons. The coding region runs from base 58 to 582 and encodes 174 amino acids. Gene Ontology annotation, biological process: tail-anchored membrane protein insertion into ER membrane. The record is from RefSeq and is a predicted model, not a curated record. Lineage: Eukaryota; Metazoa; Chordata; Mammalia; Rodentia; Sciuridae.